Molecule: messenger RNA, 2313 nt
Organism: Gekko japonicus
Lineage: Eukaryota; Metazoa; Chordata; Lepidosauria; Squamata; Gekkonidae
Product: transmembrane protein 87B-like
Exons: 9
Coding region: 6-671 (221 amino acids)
Biological process (GO): retrograde transport, endosome to Golgi
Cellular component (GO): Golgi apparatus; membrane
Source: RefSeq, a predicted model, not a curated record
UGGAGAUGAAGCACCCGGAACACCUCUACAUCUCCGCCUCGGAGUGGCCCCUCAUGGUGUUCUACAUGGUGAUGUGCAUCGUCUACGUGCUCUACGGCGUCCUCUGGCUGGUCCUCCUCGCCUGCUACUGGCGCGACAUCCUGCGCAUCCAGUUUUGGAUCGGCGGCGUCAUCUUCUUGGGCAUGCUGGAGAAGGCCGUCUUCUACGCGGAGUUCCAGAGCAUCCAGAACCACGGAGUGUCGGCAUCCAUCAUCUUCAUUAUCUGGACCACCAAGACGUUCCGGCUCGCCACGUGCCAGUCGGACUGGCGGGAGCUGUGGAUUGACGAUGCUUUCUGGCGGUUCCUCUUCUCCAUCAUCCUCUUAGUCAUCAUGUUCCUCUGGAGACCCUCAGCCAAUAACCAAAGAUAUGCCUUUAUGCCCUUGGUGGACGAAGGCAGCGAGCCAGAAGACGAGGAGGACGAGCAGAUGGUCAACAAGGCCUUCGGGAUGAAGAUGAGAGGCACAAAGCCCGAAGCCAACGGAAUCCUCAAGGGGAGCCGUGUGGAUGAAGACUUGAAAUGGGUUGAAGAAAAUAUCCCCUCUUCCAUGGCCGACGUCGUGCUGCCCCCGUUGCUGGACUCCGACGAGGAAAUUGUAACCACGAAGUUCGAAAUGUCCAAGAUGGAAUGAAGUCAAGACUGCUAACCGGUUGUGCUGUCUUCCCGUUGGAUUUUGUGCGGAUAAAGAGUCGCGGAUGGUCACUUUGUUCCUUUUUACACACGCAUAUAUAUAUAUAGAUAUAUAUACACACACACACACACAUAUAUAUAUAUUUGUAUAUUGUUAAGAAGAUUAUUUUAUUACCGUUUGCGUUUCUGACUCUGAAGCUUCGGGGCUUUUGCCAAGCAGGGACCGCUGCUCGCCCCCGUCAGCCAGGAGAGGAAUUCCGAAAGGCCCGUGCCUCCCGCCAGAGAGAAGAAUGGGUCGACCCGACUAACCUCGUUCCACCGGCCGUCUCCCCGACUGCGUUUGGAACGAACGUUUUCCCCGCCAUUCACACGAGAGCAGUUUUGUAACAUCAGUCCGUGUUUCCCUGCUGUUGUCCAGCCCCGGCUUUCCGUUGGCGCCCGCUCAGCAUCUGGUGGCGUGAAAGCAUCAGCUGUACGUGCGACUCCCAAGUCGGAAGGGGGAAUUAGGGGUCCAGUGGGGUUACGGAGGGGGAUUCGUUUCUCUCUCUCCUCCUUCCCAACCUUUUGGUGAUACAAAGUGGUGUGUGGGGGGAGGGGUGACCAAAGGGGUGUGUGAAAAUAUGUACGUGAUUAUUGCUGAGAUUUUGAGGUAGGGCUUUGGGGUUUGUGGAAGGCCCAUCCGGGGCUAGGCCUAGGGGAGGUUCGUGCCUUUUGGAGAGGAAUAAAUGCCCAGUCACGUGGCGAAGGUUCUUAUUCGUCAGGUGGCGAAGGUUAUUCGUCAGGUGGCGAAGGUUCUUAUUCGGCAGCCAGAAAACUUUCGCGGGGGACAAAGGCCAGUUCCUUUGCUGCAAACGAGGACAGAUUCAUUGUGAACACCAACGGACUCUGGCGCGUGCUUGGGAAGGGGAAGGUUCCAGGUUUGAAUCCCCAUGACGUCGAUCCCUUCCAGACCCCUUUAAGACACUACUUCUCAAACUGCGCUGAGGCUUGCGGAAAAGCUCAGUUGUGAAUGUACAGCUGCUGGCGUUUGGCGGGAUGCGGUUGGUACAGGGGAGGUGUGGCAUCAGUUCUCAUAUGCGAACACCACAGUGCGUUACCCCGGAGUGUGCUUUUUCGUGUCGCAGCAGAACGUUCCUCCUCCCCCUCCCCUCCAUUUUUUUUUGGGGGGGUGACACCAGAUGGGGAAAAAAAACACAUCCUUCCACAUGAUCGCCUUUCCCCACUUUUUUGUUCCGGGCCCGUGAUCUCUGAACCCCUUCUGCUGCUUCGGCAGACAAGAGACCCCCUCUUAGCCCCGAACGCCUGACGCACUCAAGACCCAACUCUGAUUUCAUUCACACUUUUCUUUACUUUUUAAAAAAAAAUAAAAUAAAAUGUUAUAUUUGAUCAGCGCUGUGGCCUGAAUUCUCCCAGAGGGGGGAGUUGCUUUGGCAACGGUUGGCCUCCCUGUACCUUCACGCUUUCACGCAUUCUCACACUUGGGGUACGUUUCGUGGUGACCUAGAUAAUCGGUGGGAGGGAGGAAGGAAGGAAAAUCAGAUUUCUUCUCCAGUAACCUUUAUUUAUUUUGCAAUUGUACAUAAUGUCUUGGGGAGGAAAACGUGUGUGUGUGUGUGUUACGCAGUAAUAUUAAAAAAAGAGAA